AUGAUUCAACUGAUGUCUUCGCUGGGACAUUUCUGGUUGCUUGAACAUCCGGAAGAUCUGGGUCGCCUGCCCAAUGGCGAUGACCCAGCUAGCAUUUGGCAAUGGCCUCAGAUCCGGACUGCAGUGGGCGACGCCCCUUGUUGGGGCCUCCGCCAGUGCGAUUACUCCGCCGAUACUCCAAAACCUACUCGCUUGGCUUCGAAUCUGCCUGGGGCUCGAGUCUUUGGGUCUUCCUGGCCCUCCUUUCAGGAAGAUGGGACAUAUGCAGGGCCCAUCCUUCGUUGUGAUCACCAUCACGGACCAGGGGCUCGUUGGUCAUCGGGCCAGUGGCGCACUGCCGGUACUGAAGCUUACCCAUCCCCGCUUUGUGCCUUUCUUGCUGACCUGAUUGCCUCGGCACUUUCUGCUUCCUUUAGCACGGAUGGUCCGGAACAGCAUGCUGCUGAACAGUUUGCUAAGUUUCUCUUGCAGCAGGACAGGCCCCCUGCUCCACACGAUGCCGAAGCACUGAUCACCCUCUUGCCACUGGAGGCCCCGCAUGUCAGUGCUCAGACUGCGGCUGGGCAAGCCUUCUUUGGCGGGGCAUACUGCAAAGGGGGAGUUGUUGGCCUUCGUAGGUCCUGCCGCGAAUUCCCGGCCACCCUUCGGGUCCUGUGCACUUUGCUCCGCCAUGCUUUUCCAGGCCAGAUCUUCUCUUCUGUUGCGGUCUUUGUGGAUGCAGCCACACAGAUGCCUCGGGAUUCACAUAAUGCACCCUAUCCAAAUCUUCUGCUAGCACUUUCGACGUUCUCCAAUGGCCAGGUGUGGCAGCAGGAUCAGAAUGGGGAUGUCUGGCGCACGGUGCAUGGGACUCCGUGUCCGGGGGUCCUCUUGGAUGUCGCUCGGGCACCACAGCUUCUUCGAGCUUGGGAGUCUCGGGUGGUGCUCGUUGGCUACUGCGUCCGCCAACUGCCGGCUCUUGACGUGAGCUCGCUGUCCUUGCUUUCGCACUUGGGCUUUCUGCUCCCGCCGUCAGUCACUGCUGGCGUUGCCCGGGGUGAUACAGCAGAGACCUUAGCGGAGCCCUCGGGUCCUGUCGCCGAUGCUGGGACACCCCUUGCAUCUGAUAAGGAGUGGCAGCAUGCUGAGCGGGUGCAAAGGGCGAUCCGGAACUUUGUGCUAGAGGAGGUUGGUGACUUGCGCAAGGCUGCUUUGCAACUGGCUGUCGGAAGGAUGAAGUCGUCCCCCUUUAGUGAACAGGGCGUGCAGCGUUUGAGGCAGCAGGUUGCAAGCAUGCUGCCAGACCCGGAUCUGGCUUUGCAGGUCCCAGAGCGCCAGCCUUUCUUGUUGCACUUGUUGUCGCAGUCCUUGAAGUUGCUGGGUGAUCCAGAUUGGGCAUGCCUCUCUCAAGGGGAGGAGUGCUUUGCGAUGGGCGUGCCACUGGGUGACGAGGUUCCUUUGCCGCGUACGCCGCAGGUGUACCGGGAACGUGUGAAGGAGCGGACCUUGGAUGUCACCCCCUUUCAGCAAAUCAUGAAUAACUAUGAGUCUGCGGAGCUUUCAGCCGAUAAGCUUGAAGAACAUUUUGCUGCGGAGGAACGGGCCGGUCGCAUGAUCCCGAGCACGGAACCUGCCCUGCGGGCAGAGUAUGGGGACACCUUGCUGGUGGCCUCGAUGGGUGCCUUACUUAAGCCGAAUGGCGACAUCCGUCCGCUGCACGACGGGACUCAUGGCAUUGGCUUGAACAAUCGUAUCAAAAUUCUCGAUCGCUUGGAAAUGCCGGGACCGGAUGAAAUCCUUGAGACGGUUGCUUUGGGGCAGGAAUCUAAAGAGGCAGUGUUUUGCAUUUCUGCAGAUAUCGCUCAGGCUCACCGCCUGACCAAAGUCCGCCGUGCCGAUUGGGCCAAGCUUGGAUGCAAGGCACGCAGUGAGGCGCGUACUGUUUGGGUAAAUACUGUCGGCACGUUUGGGAUUUCCUCUGCUGCCUAUCACUGGUCCCGCUUGUUCGGCUGUAUAGGCCGUUGGGUGCACAGGGUCAUGCUGACCGUUUGGCAGAUGCAAGUCGUGUUUGCGGAUGAUCUUCACCUCUUGACUGCUGGACAGCACAAAUUCCUCACGAUGUGGAUGUGCCUGGCUGCCUACGAGUUGGUUGGCACGCCGUUUGCCUAUCGUAAGUUCCGGGGCGGUACUGUUGUGGAUUUUGUGGGAUAUGAAAUCUCAUACUCUGAAUGGAGGGCUGGCAUCUCCGAGCGGAGGUGCUCGUGGCUGGUCAAGUGGAUUCUGGAAGCCGAGCAGGCUGACUGGAUCGUGGUGGGGCGGUCGGUGAUCGAGCUCGCUGGGAGGCUUUCCUUUGUGGCUCGCUUGCUGACUUGGAUAAAGCCAUUCUUGUCCCCCUUGCACUCAUGGUGCGCUGUCCUCGCCCGAGGCACAGCGGUUCGAAUGCCUGUGUUGGUCUAUCUUUGCCUGAUCUUCGUGAGGCGUCAGCUGCAGGAUCGUGGACGCUUGGUGCGGCCUGUUGUAGACUGGCGGGCCUCUCGCCAGGCCUUUCGCACCGAUGCCAAAUGUGCACCGAAUCGUGUGGUCCUGGGUGGCUGGCUGUUGGGCCAGGAGGGAAUUCCCCGGAAGGCCCCGUGGUUCUCUCUUGCCCUUUCCCCGUUGGAGGCACCGUGGUUGUUUAAGCCGAAUGGAGAAUCACAGUGGGCCUCGACGGCUGCUGAGCUGCUUGCAUCGUAUGUCGCAUUGGUUGCUUUCGGGUUGCUGGAGGGUUCACGUGCAUUCGGGGAUACCUUUGAUGCCGUGCUGGUUGGUGGCACGGACAAUCAGGCGACCCCUCAGGCGCAGGCCCGGGGUUCUUCUGCCUCGUGGCCACUUCUUGGCAUCUUGAUGCAAGUCACUGCAACUCUGCAGCCGCAUGGAGCUCAGAUGAAGUUGGUCUGGCGGCCGCGUGAGACUAAUGUUGAGGCAGAUGAUUUGACUAACGAAAAUUUCGCCUUGUUUGACAGUGAGCAGAGGGUCAAGGUUAGCUGGGACGACAUUCCGAUGGAUUUUAUGCGAGAGCUUGCAGCUGCUCACGAGGAUUUCCUUGAAGCGAAGUCUUUGGCACGUGCAUCUUCAGGCCCUAAGAUGAAGAGUUCGAAGAAGCAGAAAUUGGCGGAGAGAACCUCGUGGUGA
Symbiodinium natans is the source of this 3150-nucleotide messenger RNA. The record is from the annotation of a GenBank genome assembly. NCBI's taxonomy places the organism in Eukaryota, Dinophyceae, Suessiales, Symbiodiniaceae.